AUGACUUCGCCAACCUUCGACAUAGACAUGGCUAAACUGCGUAAGCUAUCAUCUGGAGUCGGAUCGCAGCGCCCUGAAGAGGAGGGAGUGGGAGAGGAGGAACAGGAGGUGCAACAGGAUGAAGACCUAUUCUCAACCGGAUUCAACCUGUUUGGAGAACCUUACAAAACUAAUAAAGGUGACGCGUUGGCCAGUCGCGUCCAGAACACGCUGGGUUCCUACGAGGAAAUGAAAGACCUGUUAACCAGCCACUCUAACCAGAGCCACUUGGUGGGAAUCCCCAAAGGGAGCAACAACCUGCAGACCCCCACCACCACGUUGACGACGGAGAGACCCGCCAUGGAGACCCAGCUUUUUAGCGAAGCCCUGAGAGGAGGGACAGGUGGAGGGGGAGGAGGAGGAGGAGCAGAGGUAGGUGGGGACAAGAGGAUGGCAAACGCGUCCUCCUCAUCUUCAACUUCCAUGCAGCCGCCUGCCGCGACCACGUCGUCAACAGCAAUCGCACAUCAGAAUUCGAAAAAGUCCCGGAGCUCCAUGGACUGGUCGAGGGCAGGCCAAGGACAGAGCGCCCAGGGGGGAGGCCUUGUUCUGGGAUUAUCAACGAACGGGACGGGACCGGUCACGGCAGCCACGAGUGGGAGAGGGAAAAUGUCUUUACUAGAGGAACAGCAAAUGCAAAGGCAUGACGAGCUGUUUAGCUCACUCAAAGACGAACUCGGCCUCAAAGGCGACUCAAGCCCUUCUUCCUCCUCUUCGUCCUCCUCUUCCUCGUCUUCUUCGGGGAGAAGGCACUCUUCUCACCCCUCCAAAACCCUUCCUGAUGGUGGCAAUUUCCGAUCUUCCACCAUGGACGCUGGCCAUUUCAAGUCUUCCACCAACACAGAAAAUGGUGGACAUUUUAAAUCCUCCCCGUUUGAAAACGAGACAAGCUCCCACCUCUCCACAGCCUCCUCCCCGCUGGCUUCCACGUCAGUUCUGACGACGCCUACCCCUGGUCUAACCACUCCCACGUCUGGACUGACCACACCCACCUUCCCACCCGGCAGCCUAUCGGGGAAGCCUAUCGCCAUCCAGCAGAAGCCCACAGCGUACGUUCGACCGAUGGAUGGCCAGGACCAGGUUCCCAGUGACUCUCCCCAGCUUAAACCCCCUGUAGUGGCCACAGAGGGGUUCAACAACAGCCAGACUUACGGAGGAAACGCUGGGAAUGCCAAGAAUAAACUGCCAAAACUGAGUCUCAGCCACACAGGAGAGGUCAGCCUACCAAAUGACUCCAGCUGUGUUGAAGAGAUUUUGCGGGAGAUGACCCAUUCCUGGCCUCCUCCCCUCACAGCCAUACACACUCCUGGGAAGGCCGAUCAGACCAAGUUCCCCAUCCCCAACAAGGAGUCACAGCAUGUGACCUCAGGCUACAACACCCAGAAGCGAUGCACUGUGUCAGCUAACAAGCCUGCUGCGAAACCACCGACUGCACCACAGAAAUCCAUGUUGGAGGAUGACCUGAAGAUCAGCAGCGACGAGGAAGAGGCCGAACAGCAGGUGUCUGACAAGCCCAAAGCCAGAAGCACAGCAAUAAGUGGAGCAUCAGGGAGCAGCAGUGAAUCUGAGAGCAGCUCAGAGUCGGACACAGACGAAUCAGAGAGCAGCUCCAGUGACAGCGAGUAUAAUCAGGCCUCGCGCACACACACUCCAGAGCCUGAGCCCCCCUCUGCCAACAAGUGGCAGCUGGACAGCUGGUUGAAUAAGGUCCAAGCUCAAACCAAACCCCUUGUUCCCCCACAGCCAGAGCAUGGCACAGGCUCAAUCACCCAGGGUCCGGGGACUUUUUCUCCAAGGAUUGAAGCACCAGGAGUGGGAACGGCCGCCAAGACCAAGCCCUGCAUAUCCAACAGCACCCCUGUUCCAGCAGCCCAAACGGUGGAACACAAGGAUACAAGGGGAGCUUUCUGCCCAGGCAGAGAGAAGGCCAAGGCCAAGCUCAGCCAGAAGACAUCAGGGGAGGGCCAGAGGUCAAAGAUGAGGAUGUCACCGGGCCUGUUGUCAGCGCCGGAGGUCACGACCCAGAGGAGGAACACCACAGGGAAGAAACAGCCCAGACGGACGGAGAGGUCAAACAGUGUGGAGGAUAGUCAGAGCCAGACGUGGAGCAGAACAAACCAGCAUAGCCCUGCAGCUAGGGAGAAGGACCUGUUGCCUCCCCCUCCUUGGAGCUACAGAACCCCGAGGCCACGAAGCAAACCCCCCAGUGGGAAAACAGCCCCCAGGAAAGAACCACGCAGUGCUACCAACUCAAACAGCAGCUCAGUUACUCCACCAGCGGCGCUACAGCAACCCCCCGUGCCAAUACCUGCUGUCAGUGUAAACCAGGACAAGAGGAAACACAGAGGUCCAAACACCAAAAUCACACCCAAGUCCCGCGAGUUCAUCGAAACGGACUCCUCCUCCUCGUCCUCAGAAUGCCACUCGGAUCCGGAGGAAGCCCUCAAAACCCCCGCGCUGCCGCCUCAAACGACGCGCUCGGCCAUCAACACGCAGACUCUAACCAACACACACACGCACACGCCUCCUCUCCCACCAUGCCUCAGCUCUGCGGGGAGCCUGGGUACUUUCGGAGGGAAGGGACUCCGAGUCAAAGACAGUGGCAGCGUGACCGCUAAUGGUAGCAGCAGUAGUAACAGUAGCAUCACCAGUGGUAAUAACGUCAGCAGUAGCAGCUGUAACACCCUAAGCAUAAGCAACAUAAGUGGUGUAUUUGGCACUUCUGUUCCUGACCCCGGAGGGUUAGGAGGACAGCGCAAAGACCCGGUGUCCAUGUCACCACCUCCCAACGUCAGACACGACGUGCCUCCGUCCCCCUUGAGGGAGUACCAAGAGAUCCAGAGUUUAUGGGUGAAAAUCGAGCUGAGUCUGCUCGGCAGGGUGCCUGGCCAGGGUUCGGGGGAAAAAUCCAGAGCGGGACUGGCAGAAAGGGACGGGAGCGAGGGGAGGGAGAGGGAGAGACAGGGGGAGAGGAUGGGGGCGACCGAGAGAGAGAAACAGAAGCAGGCAGAGAGAGAGUGGCCGGGGCUGAGAGAGAGGCAGAAGCCACCUAAAGGAGAGAAACAGGAGGAAGAAAACGAGAGAUUGGCACAGGACAGAGGGAGGCAAGGUGAGAGGGACAGAUUAACGGAGAGAGAGAGGCAGACGGACAGAGAGGACAGAGACAGAUCAGGGCUUGGGGAGAGGGAACGGACGACGGGGAAGGACAGAGAGAAGGCGUGCCAAGGUCCGGGGGUUCUGGACAUCCCCCCUGUGCAAGAGCAGAGUAAUCCCAGGCUGGCAGGGAGGACGGAGAGCAAACACAGGAGGCAGGCCGCUGGAAACACGGCCGUCCCAACAGAGAAACACACCAACAAGAGCAAGAGGAAACACAAGUCGGACCACACUGAGUCGUCAGUCAACGGCAAUAAGAAGCUGCGAUUGGACAAAGACUGUCAGCUCCUCCCACCAUGCAUCUCUCCGAUACACAACCACAAGAACAGCUCUGCAGAUAGCUCACUGAACAGGAAGCAGUCCAGACGGCGUGAAGACAAGCUGCUUCCCCCCCUCCUGUCGCCGCUCUCUGACGAUCCACCUCGUAAACGGACCUGUGACAGCAGUUCCUCUCUCAGCCAGGAGGGCAUCGUUCCGCCGACGAUGCCCUGCUCCACCUCCUCCACUUCCUCUUCCUCUUCCUCACACAGACACAGGAGAGGGGAAGGCAAGGCGUCAGCACACACGAGGAACGGCAGUGAAGUGGACACCCACGGCGAGAAGCCCAACGGAGACGGUUACCAUGCCAACGGACAGUCAGACUCAGAGGUGUGGUCGGAACCAACGAUGGAUCCCGCAGAACCUCGCAGGCCACGACUGACAUUUAGCGACACAGUGCACUGUGCAGACUACUACAUGCAGGAGGCCAAGAGACUGAAGCACAAGGCCGAUGCUUUGAUGGACAAAUUUGGUAAAGCGGUGAACUACGCAGACGGAGCCCUGUCCUUCAUAGAGUGUGGAAAUGCUAUGGAGCGAGAUCCACUAGAGGCCAAGUCACCGUAUACCAUGUACUCUGAGACUGUGGAGCUGAUCAGGUAUGCCAUGAGGUUGAAGAACUUCACCAGCCAUUCAGCCACCGUCGCUGAGAAGAAGCUAGCUGUGUUGUGUAACCGCUGUCUGUCUCUGCUGUAUCUGAGGAUGUUCCAUUUGAAGAAAGACCACGCUGUCAAGUACUCGCGGUCGCUCAUGGAGUACUUCAAGAAUUCAGCCAAGAGUUCCCACCAAGAACCCUCUCCCUGGAGGAUCAAUGGGAAGGUUAACGGGACCCCGUCUCCCCUCUCACUCAGCCCCUCCCCAGCCGGCAGUGGGGGAGCAGGGGGAGGAUCUGGAGGAGCCCCGGGCUCCUCAGGAAGUGUGGCCAUUCCUCAACGGAUUCACCACAUGGCUGCCAGUCACGUCAACAUCACCAACAACAUCCUGCGGAGCUAUGAACACUGGGAGACGGCUGACAGACUGGCCACUGAUAGCCAAGAGUUCUUCCAGGAGCUGGACUCGGUGAUGGAGCCGUUGAGUCAGCAGAGCAGCAUGACGGAGCUGGUCCGAUACAUCAGGCAGGGACUGCACUGGCUCCGCUUAGAGGCUCACCUGCUGUAA
Molecule: messenger RNA, 4665 nt
Organism: Anoplopoma fimbria (sablefish)
Lineage: Eukaryota; Metazoa; Chordata; Actinopteri; Perciformes; Anoplopomatidae
Gene: aff2
Product: AF4/FMR2 family, member 2
Biological process (GO): regulation of RNA splicing
Cellular component (GO): nuclear speck; nucleus
Molecular function (GO): G-quadruplex RNA binding
Source: RefSeq, a predicted model, not a curated record